Molecule: messenger RNA, 657 nt
Organism: Anopheles nili
Lineage: Eukaryota; Metazoa; Arthropoda; Insecta; Diptera; Culicidae
Exons: 3
Coding region: 1-657 (218 amino acids)
Source: RefSeq, a predicted model, not a curated record
AUGGCACCACGGAUAACCACGUUUUCGGUGUUCUUGCUUAUCUUCUCCAUCCAGUUGGUUGGGGUGUCGAUCGCUGAGCUAGAACCACUGGGAUUGAGCCGCCAAAAGCGAACCCUCGUUUUCACGGAGGACAGCGCCACUGGGAUCUUGAUUGCGCUCUCCGUGCCACUGCUGAUCACCGGCCGGAACAUCUUCAUGGCGUACAACUUCGAGGCGAACUACGGCAUGCCUGGUGAUGCGAGUGACUUCACGCAGGGUGUGCUAAAGAAGGUGGACAACGAUCAGAUUCACGAGGCUGCUGAAGGAGAGGCAGGUGCAUCGGAAGGAGAACGUAGCAUCCGAUCGGUGAACGAACCGGCGCGGUUUACACGCAAGAAGUUGUACCGCACGAUCGAGCUAAAUCUGACCCGGUACGGGUAUGACGGCAAGAAGUGCAUUCUGCGGAUGAUCUGCGAACUUGCCAGCCAUCCGGUGCAUACCGAGAACGGGAUUCUGGGUGACUUGUUGCAGCUGGUAUUCACACCUUCCGGAUCGCACUACGAACGGCUGCCGAGAGAGUUUUAUCUGGCCGAGGAGCUUGGAGAGCAGCACAAUUGCACCAAGUACAGCAAACACUGCCCCAAAGAUCCGCUGGACGUGAUUAGUUUAAUGUUGUAA